GUCAUUGGUGGGGAGUGGGUUUGCUGCUUGUGCGCUUACGGCGUGGAAUCGGUGUGACACAAUUACAACUUUCUGCUUUGAAGUUUUCUGUGUUUUUUUUGCUAAUAUCAUUUAAAUGCUAUUUUAGUUUUUCUGAAUAAAUAAGGACUUCAACAGCGUGUGGUAGAAAGGAGCAAGAGCUUGAAGGAUGUGAAAAACAAAAAAGUGCACGGAAAUAAUAAAGAAUAAUACAAAAUAAAUUGCAAACAGUUUUUUUUCAUCUCUGUAAACCCAUGAAAUCCUGUGGAGUAUCAUUCGGUGAUGAGGAAAAGAAAAUGGCGGCGGGAAAACCGAGUGAAAUUGAGGAUGACUUUCCAACUCUGACGCCCCAGGAGAGAGACUCUAUUGCAACUCUCGAUAGCCGACUGUUUGGAUUUCUGAAGGUUCAUGAAGAUGGCGCCAGAACGAAGGCCUUGUUAAUAAAGGCUGUUCACUGCUUUGAGUCAGUGAUAAAGAAGUGUGAAGGAAAAGUUGACCCUGAAUUGUUUUGCCAGCUUGGUCAUUUCAACCUUUUAUUAGAGGACUAUCCAAAAGCAUUAUCUGCAUACCAGAGGUACUACAGUUUACAGCCUGACUACUGGAAGAAUGCUGCCUUUUUAUAUGGCCUUGGUAUUGUCUACUUCCGUUAUAAUGCAUUUCAGUGGGCAAUUAAAGCAUUUCAGGAGGUGCUUUAUAUCGAUCCUAGCUUCUCUCGAGCCAACGAGAUUCACUUGCGUCUAGGGUUGAUGUUCAAAGUGAACACGGACUAUGAUUCAAGUCUUAAGCAUUUUCAGUUGGCCUUGAUUGAUUCCAACCCAUGCACUCUGUCUAAAGCAGAAAUCCAGUUUCAUGUUGCUCACUUGUAUGAAAUUCAGAGAAAGUAUCGUGCUGCAAAGGAAGCUUAUGAACAACUUUUGCAAACAGAGAAUCUUUCUGCACAAGUGAAGGCAAAUAUUUUACAGCAGCUGGGCUGGAUGCAUCACACAGUGGAGCCAUUAGGAGACAAAACAACAAAGGAAAACCUUGCUAUUCAGUGUCUCCAAAAAUCUUUAGAGGCAGAUCCUAACUCUGGCCAAUCCUGGUACUUUCUUGGCAGGUGCUAUUCAAGCAUUGGCAAAGUUCAGGAUGCUUUCUUAUCAUACAGGCAUUCCAUUGAUAAAUCAGAAGCAAGUGCUGAUACAUGGUGUUCAAUAGGGGUAUUGUAUCAACAACAGAACCAACCAAUGGAUGCAUUACAAGCUUAUAUUUGUGCUGUUCAAUUAGACCAUGGACAUGCUGCAGCCUGGAUGGACCUGGGAACACUCUAUGAAUCCUGCAAUCAACCUCAGGAUGCAAUUAAAUGUUACAUUAAUGCAACUAGGAGCAAAAAUUGUAGUAAUACUUCAGUACUCACAGCAAGGAUAAAGUAUUUACAGGCCCAGUUGUGCAACCUUCCACAAGGUAGCCUUCAAAGUAAAACCAAAAUGCUUCCCAGUAUUGAGGAGGCAUGGAGCCUACCAAUCCCAGCAGAACUUACCUCCAGACAGGGUGCCAUGAAUUCAGCUCAGCAGGCUUGUAAACCUCAUCACCACAGCAAUGAACCAUUAGUAGGCCUCAGUCAGCAGCCACAGCAGACCUUACCACUACACAUGGUUCCUUCUAACCAAGUGGAUGACCUUAACAGUCCUGCUAAAAGGAAAAGGAUGUCCAGUCCUACCAAGUUAAAUGCUCCAGAUGUCUGGUCAGGUGGUCACACAGCACCACAUCAUCCAGUACAACAGCAAGUUCCAUCAUGGUAUCUGACCCCUCAAAAACUACAGUUUUUGGAGCAGUUGCGUGCAAACAGGAAGAACCUGAAUCAACUUCAACUUCAAAUGCUGGAGCAGCUUGAGGGACAGUUUGCCUCAAUGCGACAGCACCAGCAUCAGAUGAGACAGGCGACAGUUGCACAGGUACGGCCUGCGGGAAUCCCUAAUGGGCCAACGCUUGGAUCAUCACUGCCUACAAACUCUGUUUCUGGUCAGCAGCCUCAUGUCACUCUAACCAGAGUGCCUGAUCGCAUUGUUCAGUCUGGAAUCCGUCCUGCCCUUCCUGGACAACCAAUGGCGAAUGGACCAUUUCCUGCUGAACCAUCCAGGGGCCCAGUAACAUGCAGCACUACAAGAAUGCUGGGUAAUACAGACACUAUUUCUAUAGGCAAUAAUCAUAUAACAGGAAGUGGAAGCAAUGGAAAUGUGCCUUACCUACAGCAAAACGCACUAACUCUACCUCAAAACCGCACAAACCUGACCAGCAGCACAGAGGAGCCGUGGAAAAACCAACUUGUUAACUCCACUCAGGGGCUGAACAAAGGUCAGAGUUCACAUUCGGCAGGUCCUAAUGGUGAACGACCUCUCUCUUCCACUGGGCAUUCCCAGCAUUUCCAGGCAGCUGGCACUGGUAUUCAGAAUCAGGUUGGACACCCUGCCAUGCCUAGCAAUUCACUAACGACACAGGGGGCUGCUCUCAAUCACCUCUCCUCUUAUACUGCUACCUCAGGUGAACAACAAGGCAUUACCUUAACCAAAGAGAGCAAGCCUUCAGGAAAUGCAUCAAUAGUGCCUGAAACAAACAGGCACUCUGGAGGGACACUUAACAGCACUGCCAGCGUAGAAGGACUUCCUAAUCAUGUCCAUCAAGCGAUAGCAAAUGCUGUUUCAAGUCAUGGAGAGUCCAAGUCACCAGGUGUACUUAGUUCAGACAAUCCUCAGCUCUCGGCCUUGUUGAUGGGGAAACCCAAUAAUAAUGGGGGAUCCGUGUCUUGUGAUAAAAUUAAUAACAUCCAUCCAGCUGUUCACACAAAGACUGAAAAUUCAAUAGCCUCUUCACCAUCUUCAGCUGUUUCUACUGCAACACCAUCUCCUAAAUCCACUGAACAAACUACUGCUCAUAGUGUUACCAGCCUUAACAGCCCUCAACGUGGACUGGGUCAUACUGUUAAUGGAAAAGGUGUGGGGGAGGACUCUCAAAGCCCCUGUAAAAUGGACCCACCAAAAACUUCUUUUAAACCUAGUCCUCAACUUGCGUCUUCAACCUCUGUGUCUAUAUACCCCAGUUCAUCAGAAGUGUUAAAGGCAUGCAGAAAUCUGGGGAGAAAUGGUUUAUCUAAUAGUAGCAUUUUACUCGACAAGUGUCCACCACCUCGACCACUACCACCACCCUAUCCACCACUGCCAAAGGACAAGCUCAACCCUCCUACACCUAGUAUUUAUUUAGAGAACAAGCGCGAUGCUUUCUUUCCUCCACUUCAUCAGUUCUGUACGAAUCCAAACAACCCUGUUACUGUAAUCCGUGGCCUUGCUGGGGCUCUCAAGCUAGACCUAGGUCUAUUUUCCACCAAAACUUUGGUAGAAGCAAAUAAUGACCAUUUAGUGGAAGUGCGAACACAACUGUUACAGCCAGCAGAUGAAAACUGGGACUCCACUGGAACGAAGAAGAUUUGGCGCUGUGAGAGUAGUAGAUCACACACCACCAUUGCCAAAUAUGCACAAUACCAGGCCUCAUCAUUCCAGGAAUCAUUGCGGGAAGAAAAUGAGAAAAGAAAUAGCCAUCACAAAGACCAAUCGGAUAGUGAAUCCACAUCUUCUGAUAAUGGUAGCAAAAAGAGGAGAGGUCCAUUUAAAACCAUUAAAUUUGGGACCAACAUUGAUUUGUCAGAUGAGAAAAAGCCUUCCAAGACCUGCUGCAGUAAAGCAUCCCCACAGUAUGAUGCAGCCAGCACCAGGAGGUGGAAAUCGCAACUACAUGAAUUAACAAAAUUGCCUGCCUUUGUACGUGUGGUCUCAGCAGGAAACCUGUUGAGCCAUGUGGGCCAUACUAUUCUUGGAAUGAAUACGGUCCAGCUGUAUAUGAAAGUUCCAGGAAGCAGGACUCCAGGUCAUCAAGAAAACAACAAUUUCUGCUCUGUUAACAUUAAUAUAGGUCCUGGAGAUUGUGAAUGGUUUGCUGUACCCGAAUCAUACUGGGCAGUUAUGAAUGACUUCUGUGAAAAGAAUAACAUAAAUUUUUUGAUGGGCUCAUGGUGGCCAAAUUUAGAGGAUCUUUAUGAGGCUAAUGUACCAGUAUAUCGCUUUAUUCAGCGCCCAGGAGACCUAGUGUGGAUAAAUGCUGGUACAGUACACUGGGUUCAGGCUAUUGGAUGGUGCAACAACAUUGCUUGGAAUGUCGGGCCUCUGACAGCAAAUCAAUAUAAACUGGCCGUAGAAAGAUAUGAAUGGAACAAGUUACAGAGUGUGAAAUCUAUUGUUCCUAUGAUUCAUCUGUCCUGGAAUGUGGCACGUAACAUCAAGGUUUCCGAUCCAAAGCUUUUUGAAAUGAUCAAAUACUGCCUGCUGAGGACCCUCAAGCAAUGCCAGUUGUCAAGGGAAGGUCUUAUUAGUGCAGGCAAAGAGAUUGCAUGGCAUGGGCAUAGAAAAGAGGAGCCUGCACACUACUGCAGCAUUUGUGAGGUGGAAGUUUUUGACCUACUUUUUGUUACCAAUGAGAGUAACUCACGAAAGACCUACGUGGUGCAUUGCCAGGACUGUGCUCGCAAGGCCAGUGGAAACCUUGAUAAUUUUGUUGUGCUGGAACAAUACAGAAUGGAGGACCUCAUGCAAAUCUAUGACCAGUUCACAUUAGCCCCUCCACUGCCUUCAUCCUCUUCUUGACAAGUAUUGUUUUAUGGACAACUAGCAAAAACAUCAUUGGUAUUCAGGAUGUGACAUCAUCUUCCACUAUGUUACACCACUGAUUUUUGGCUAUCCCAUGUGGCUGCUGACUGAAAACUGUGUCUAUGCAACCUUCCAAGUGCGGAGUGUCAACAAUACUGGAUAGGAGUGGAGCUGCUCCUCUUCCAGGAUAAAUAAGUUCAAGUAAAGCUGGUUUAGCUAUACCUAUAAAUAACUUUUCAUAUUUUGUAUAUAUCAGAGAAAAACUGGCAACAUUACACAAAGACUACUGACUUGAAGACAUUCUUUUUGUAUUAUUCUGUCUUGGGCUGAUGAAUUGGUUUCAUCAUCUUUUUUCAUUCAGAUUUUUCCCUUUAAAAGUACUAGCUUAGCUGGUCAAUUUUGUAUGGUAGUUAGGAAUAUAAGUCUCUCUUGAGGGCAACAACUAUUCUGAAAAUUUUGUAAUGUGAAAAGUUAAAUGAGAGAGAAUUUUUUUUACAGCUUUUAUGUUUAUCUGUCUUGUUAUUUUUAAGCCAUGAUGUUUAAAUUUGUUCCAGUUUCCUAGAUAAACUUAUCAGCCAAGUCACAGAUAAAUGGGUUGCACAUAGACUAAGGAAUAAACUUCAGACUUAUGAUUUUUUGUUUUGUUUCUAAUCUUGAUGUAAAUUUACACUAUUUAUAAAUGCAUAUUUAUUCCUUGAAAAUAUUUGUGGAUGGAAUGCUGUUAUUUUUCCCCCAGAAUACCUGCCAUUAAAAUUUUAUGGAGUUCUGUCAUUUCAAACACUACUCCUAAUACGUUUUCUAUGUAUGAAAUAAAAACCGUUGAGCAUUGUAA
This is a messenger RNA of Hypanus sabinus (Atlantic stingray), 5520 nucleotides long. RefSeq names its product lysine (K)-specific demethylase 6A (gene kdm6a). NCBI's taxonomy places the organism in Eukaryota, Metazoa, Chordata, Chondrichthyes, Myliobatiformes, Dasyatidae. Gene Ontology annotation, cellular component: MLL3/4 complex. The transcript is spliced from 31 exons. Gene Ontology annotation, biological process: regulation of gene expression; heart development. The coding region runs from base 273 to 4685 and encodes 1470 amino acids. The record is from RefSeq and is a predicted model, not a curated record. Gene Ontology annotation, molecular function: protein binding; histone H3K27me2/H3K27me3 demethylase activity; RNA polymerase II cis-regulatory region sequence-specific DNA binding.